CGAGUCAACUUCUAGCCAGAGAGUCAACAGCUAAAGCUGCUACGAAGACGGUUACCCAAUACCUAAAACCGGUUAGAUACCAGAACCUACCUUGAGUCGUUGUCCUGCUGCUAGCUUCACAAGAUGCUGUUCAAGAUCGCUGCCGCUUGCCUUUUGGCUAUUUUAAUUCCUUCAAUCCAAGGUCAGGUAGCCUCUGUUGUUCCAGAGGAUUGCCUUGGAUGUUUAUGUCAAGCAAGUACCGGCUGUAACAUGACUUUACCAUGCACAACUGGUCACCAAUAUCUUUGCGGCCCUUUCCUCAUUUCGUGGGCUUAUUGGGCAGAUGCAGGCAAAUUUGUUCUGGCGAACGAUGACCCUGAACGAAAAGGAGCAUUUGAGGCUUGCGUCCAAGAUGCCGUUUGUGCUGGAGAGACGGUCCGUGGAUACAUGGCCAAGUUCGCGCAGGAUUGCAAUGGAGAUGGCGCUAUUAAUUGUGACGACUACGCUCACCUCCACAUCUUGGGUGGAUUUGGUUGUAACGCACCAAUUACUCAGACGCCUUUCUAUCAAGGCUACCUCGCGUGUAGAAACACUGUUCAAUCUUUGGCGGGAUAAACAUCGAUCGAUGCGAUACAACUGUGGCUAGCCGGAUGUCCUUCUCGCGUAGUACAUUAAUUAAAAGUUCUUGGAGAUUCAUUCCAUAAUUUAAAUUUUAAACGACUCUUGAAACGAUUUACAAUUCAAUAUACGCUUGACGACGAAA
Molecule: messenger RNA, 742 nt
Organism: Daphnia pulicaria
Lineage: Eukaryota; Metazoa; Arthropoda; Branchiopoda; Diplostraca; Daphniidae
Product: lysozyme-like
Exons: 4
Coding region: 124-594 (156 amino acids)
Molecular function (GO): lysozyme activity
Source: RefSeq, a predicted model, not a curated record